AUGCCAAAAAUCAUCUUAAUACAUCAUACUGCUACAAAGUCAUUCGAUGAUACUCUCAGUGCUUUGAACUCAAGAGGACUUUCCGUUCAGUACAUAGUUUCGAAAAAAGGAACAGUUUACCAACAAGUUCGCGAUUUUUAUCGCGCUUGGCAUGCUGGUACGGGAGUAUGGCGAGAGGUCACCGAUGUGAACAGCUAUAGCGUCGGAAUUGAAAUUGUCAACACAGGAGAUGAACCUUACCCACAAGAACAGAUAACUGCUGUGAGUUCACUGGUAGCUAUGUUGAAACAUCGUUGGCAUGUUCAUCCAAAUUACAUUAUUGCUCAUGCCGACAUCGCACCCGAAAGGAAAGACGAUCCAAGCGGAUAUUUCCCGUGGUCAACUCUAUACGAAAAGGACUCUAUGUAUCCCGGACUAUUCAACACUUCCAUGAGUCACUCAAGGCAACAUGGUGUCAUUAUUGGCAAGAAUGUUACCUACACAGCCGCACGAUUGGAGCAAAUUCAAAAUGAUCUAAUGGAACUUGGAUACAAGUCUUUGAUACUGAAGUCUGGAGUAUAUGAUAUUAACACGGCAAUGGUAUUUCAAGCUUUUAAUCGACACUUUGCACCAGAGAUUUUCGUCAAAGAAACAAUAGGCCCUAAUGACGAAACGCAAUAUCAUCAGUCAAAUCAGUACUGGUACGGUAUCUCACAGGAGCGCCUGCAAAAGCUCAUGAGCUGA
This is a messenger RNA of Cylicocyclus nassatus, 723 nucleotides long. The record is from the annotation of a GenBank genome assembly. Lineage: Eukaryota; Metazoa; Nematoda; Chromadorea; Rhabditida; Strongylidae.